This is a messenger RNA of Aspergillus lentulus, 11751 nucleotides long. NCBI's taxonomy places the organism in Eukaryota, Fungi, Ascomycota, Eurotiomycetes, Eurotiales, Aspergillaceae. The record is from RefSeq and is a predicted model, not a curated record.
AUGACUCGCACCAGGGAUCAGACACUUUUGAGCGAUGACUGUCUGUUUCCGACCAAAGCAACGAAAGGGCAACGAGCGCAAUGGAGGAGCCAAGAGAUUGCCCCAGCUCUGGUGAAGGAAAGCAUCCAGUUUUGCCAGAAAGCAAACGUCCAGCUGUCCUUUCUGCUGGCCACGGCAUGGGCGGUGAUUCUCCGGCGGUAUGCCGAGGUCGACCAAGUCCAUUUUGGAACGCUAAGAUUCACUCACACUGACGACACAUCAGUCGGGAUGGCCUACAAACCAAGAAUGAUACUCAUGUCUACAUCCAUGGCGCGUGUGGGGAGUGUACGUGAGCUUUUCGUCCCGGAGCAUUGGACCAUGUCCUCCCCCGACCCCAACAGGCUUCAUACUUUCAACAGCGGCCUGGUCAUAUGCGAUAAAGUUAUAAAUCAGAUAAACAGCUCUGAGGAAUGGACAUCUGAGGAAGAGUGCGCGCCGGAUAGGCCACAGGCUCGAGUUUAUCUUGCACACAGAAUGCCGACAAUUACACCAGAGCUGGCCGAACAUAUUUCAACUUCUUUGACACAAGCGGUUUCUGUGAUAUUGCAGGACAGCGAGCUCGCCCCAGACCGUAUUCCGCUAGUCGGCCAAGCACAGAUGUCACAGAUUACUCAGUGGAAUGACCGGAAGUUCAUACAAGCGACAGCGCCUUUUCUCCAUCAGAUUAUCCGUCAGCAAGUCUUUCUUAAGCCGAACCAACCGGCGAUAGAAGCGUGGGAUGGGACCUUAACUUAUUGCGAACUCGAUGAAGCCGCCGGCCGCCUCGCCAAGGAAUUGGUAGGACGCGGAGUCGGCCCUGGCCAUCUGGUGCCUGUGUGCUUUGAAAAGUCCCUAUGGGCUGUGGUGGCUAUGCUGGCUAUCAACAAAACUGGAGCCGCCUUUGUUCCUUUGGAUCCGUCUCAACCCAGAAAUCGCCUGGUGAACAUCGCUCGACAGCUGAUGUCGCCGAUGGGGCUCGCUUCUGCCGACCAUGUUCCUUUACUGGGCGAUAGCAUACAGUCUAUACUGGUUGUAUCUGAGGAAACACAGCUGCCGCAACAUGCUCAUCCGCAAGAUGGGACGGAUAUACCAAUCCAGAUGGAGGCUCAUGGGCCCGCAUAUUGUCUUUUUACUUCGGGAAGUACCGGGGUACCAAAGGGAUGCAUAGUGGGUCAUGCGGCCCUGGCCAGCGUUGCAAGCCACAGCGCUGCUUUGCAUCUCUCACCAGCCAGCCGUGUGCUGCAAUUCGCGUCCUUUGCUUUUGGAGUUUCUCUGAUCGAACUCUGGUGUACGUUGACGAGCGGGGGCACAGUGUGCAUUCCCUCUGCUUCGGAUCGUGUGAACCAUCUUGCAAAGGUUAUUCGGACCAUGCGGAUCAACUGGGCGAUCCUGACCCCGACCUCACUUAGUACUCUCCAGCCAGAUCAAGUACCGAGCCUUCAAACCAUUGUCGUGGCCGGCGAGCCACUCAAACAGAGCCAGAUUCUCCAAUGGGCGGAGUCUGUGCACUUGUACCAGGGAUACGGGUUCACCGAAUGGGCCGGAAUCUGUUGCGUUUCCCGACGGUUAACAUCAGCCGUUGACGAUACAAGCCUUAUUGGGAAGCCUGCCAAUGCCGGAUAUUGGCUGGUUGAUCCUAACGACCCUGACCGGCUUGCUCCCAUCGGGGCUGCAGCAGAGUUGGUGGUUGAAGGUCCGAGCCUUGCGCUGGGCUACCUUAACGACGUAGAACGAACAACUACCAAAUUUCCUGAGAAUCCCUUAUGGUUCCCAAGUAAAUUAAACGGCCGGCGCUUCUACAGGACAGGCGAUCUGGUACGUUAUGAUUCGGACGGGACCUUGAGGUUCCUAGGGAGGAAGGACAGACAAGUCAAGAUCCGUGGGCAACGGGUGGAAUUGGGCGAGAUUGAAUCACGGAUUGGGCAUGCCUGUCCGGAAUAUCGUAACUCGAUAGUCGAGGGAAUCAUUCCCUCGCAUGGUGACGGGAACAAGGUUCUCGUUGCGUUCAUGGCGACGGCAGAUGCUGAGCCAACCGCCACUGGUUCCAUCACAGAUGAUGAACCCUUGGUAAGCCCACUGGACAAAAAGAUGAAUAUUGGCGUCAAAUCAGUCAUCACCCAUCUAGAAGCAGAACUUCCGGAUUACAUGGUGCCCCGAAUCUUCGUCUGGCUCAAUAGGAGGCCAUUGACUAUCACAGGCAAAGUAGACCGCAACAAACUUCGCGAGGUGGUUGAACAGUUAGAAACACUGGAAUGGAACAGACUCGUGGGUCUAACGGCGGAUGUCGGCCAAAGGCCUUCAACCAGAUCAGAGCAUUUGAUACACAAGCUUGUGGCGCAGGUCCUGAGCCGACCGACCGAGAUUGUAGGGAUGCAACAUGGCUUCUGCUCGCUUGGCGGGGACUCAGUUCUCGCGAUGAAGCUAGUCGGGCUUGCGCGGCGGCAACGCCUCAAGCUAUCUGUCCAGCAGAUUCUCAAAUCCUCUUCGCUGAUCGAGUUGGCCUCUCACAUGGCGGACUCGAACGACCAUCUCGAGGCCGACAUACCGCCGCCGCCCUUUUCUCUUGUGCAUACAAGCUUGUUAGAGGCCCUGACCUCCCGGGCGGCCGAAAGUUGCGGAGUGAAUUCGGAUCGCAUCGAGGACAUAUAUCCAUGUACACCCCUUCAAGAGGGCAUGAUGGCACUAGCCGCGCGGAGAUCCGGUGCCUACGUCGCGCGCUUUGUCUAUCGUCUCUCCCCCUCUACUGAUCCUGACCUAUUACGCUCGGCAUGGAAGAUGACCGUCGCUGCCAAUCCAAUUUUGCGUACGCGGAUCAUACGCGGAGAUCAAGGUCGGAUGUAUCAAGUUGUGCUCCGGCAGCAACCAUCUAGACUCCCGCCAACGGACGAUGAGCCCGUCCACAUGUCACUGGGGGACGCUCUCGUGAACAGUACUCUCGAACAAAGGGCCGAUGGCACCAUGUAUCUUAUUCUGGACAUGCACCACGCCGUGUGUGAUCGCUGGUCAUCUCAGCUAAUCCGCAGGCAGGUGGAAGAUGCAUACAAUGGCAGAGAACUGGCUCCCAGUCUAUUCAGCCCUUUCGUCAAGUAUCUCUGUCAGCGUCCCGAUGACGCUGCCAAAGAAUACUGGACGUCGGAACUAGCCGGCCUGGAGACUGAUCAUUUUCCAUUGUUGCCGUCAGAGAGCUAUGUGCCCAACCCAGCCCUAACUAUGGAGCAGUUGAUUCAAUAUGGCGGCACACUACCCAGAGGCUGCACGUUAUCAAGCAUACUGCGAUUGUCCUGGGCCCUAGUCCUUUCCCAUUACAGUAGUGCGAAGGAUCUAGUAUUUGGCGCCACUGUGAUGGGACGAGCAGCCCCGGUCAGUGGCGUGGAAGAGAUUACUGGUCCCAUAAUUGCCACUGUUCCUAUCAGGGUGCAGCUCUAUGCGAACGACACCAUCCUAGACGUACUGCAGCGGAUUCAGGACCAAGCUAAUGGCAUGAUCCCCUUUGAGCAAACUGGGCUACAAUACAUUCGGCAAUACAGCCGGGACUGUAUGCACGCUUGUUCCUUUGGAAGCCACUUUACCGUCCAGCCAGCAUGGCCGGACCACACAGAUGAUGAUGGCGAACCAAUCCUCACGAUGUGCUCUGCAGGCCCAGCCAUCCCGCACGGGUUCUCCUCGUACGCGCUGAGCGUCAUCUGUCAGCUUGCCGAGACGCAAGAAAUCAGAGUGUCCGUGGAUUUCGAUACAGAGGUUAUCUCCGAGUUCCAGAUGAAGCACAUUCUUGCCCACUUCGAGCAUUUGCUACAGUACAUUCUCGCCCGCCCUGACCAGUCAGUCGAGGCAAUACCGCGAGUGAGCUCUCUGGACAUGAUGCAGUUGCGCCAGUGGAAUGGCGCUGUACCGCCUGCUGAAGCUGCUUGCGUCCAUGAUCUGAUUCAACGACAUGUGAUUGAAGCGCCCAACUCGCUGGCGGUCGAUGCGUGGGAUGGCAGUUUUACAUAUGCUGAGCUAAACGCUCUCUCCCACCAACUAGCUAACGAAUUGAUCGCGGACGGCGUCGGUCCCAAUGUGUUCAUUCCUCUCUGCUUCGAGAAAACCCGCUGGACGACCGUGGCUAUGCUAGGUGUCAUGAAAGCGGGCGGUGCCUUUAUCUUACUGGAUCCGUCGCAGCCUGUCCAGCGAUUAAAAACGCUCUGUCAGCGCGCUGGUUGCACGCUAGCUCUGACCUCUGCGGAGAAGCAAACAGUCGCUGCCAAGUUAGUGCCCAGUAUCAGGGUGGUGGGCCGGAAGUAUAGUAGCAGCGUAGGAUGCUCCAGUGUCGAGAACAUCGCCAACAGCAGGGCUGAACCUAAUUGCGCACUAUAUGCUAUUUUCACCUCUGGCACAACAGGCGUUCCUAAAGGGGUUGUCGUGGAGCAUCGGUCCUUCUGCACGGCAGCACUGGCCAUUAACGUGAGUCUCCAGGUCAACAAUGAAUCCCGGUUUCUGCAGGUGGCUUCGUACGCCUUUGAUGCCACCAUGAUGGAAAUGCUGUGCCCGUUGGUCGCCGGAGGAUGCGCAUGCGUUCCUUCGGAAGAGCAACGACAAAAUGCACUGGCCGAAACGGCUGCGCGGAUGCACCCAACACACGUUCUUCUGACGCCAUCCCUGGCCAGAUUUGUUAUCGGGCGGGUGGCAUUCACCCAAACUUUGUUGGUUGGCGGAGAGCCCAUGACCAAAUCGGACGUUCAGAAAUGGGCAGCAAUGUCAUGGAGACUGAUGAAUGCAUAUGGACCCACUGAAUGCUCAGUCGUCACUUCUGUACAGGAAACAGUCCACUGUGACUCGGAUCCCCGCAAUAUUGGAAUUCCUCAGGCUGCGCGGUGCUGGUUGGUGGACCCAGGCGAUCACCAACGCCUCGUUCCCGUUGGAGCCGUCGGAGAGGUACUGAUCGAAGGACCCAUUGUCGGCCGUGGCUACCUGAACGAUCCUGAGCGUAGUGCGGCGGCGUUUAUCCAAUCUCCCUCAUGGCUAGCAGAUUUCAACCGUGUCAGGGACCCUUCCUCGCGACUCUACAAGACGGGCGAUCUGGCUCAAUAUGACUCAGAUGGGGCAUUGCUUUGUCUGGGACGCAAGGACACGCAAGUGAAGCUGCGCGGCCAGCGCCUAGAACUAGGCGAAGUGGAGAGCCAACUGCACCAGUGCUUCCCAGGGCUGGUUGAUGCGGUGGUGGAGAUGUUGAAAUCGUCUAGCCGCUCAUAUCUGGUCGCUUUUGUUUUGACUUCUGCGUGUCCGCAGAGCGCCCCGGAUGGUGGUCUCCUGGCCCAGCCUUCUCCAGAAUUUCAAGAAAAGGUAGCUGCAGCACGGAGCAGACUGCAGCAAGUCCUCCCAGGCUUCAUGGUCCCGGAAGUUUUUGUGCCCCUGCGAGAGAUGCCUCGAUCCGCUGGAGGCAAGUCGGACCGCAGGCGCCUUCGAGAACUGGCGUCCCAGCACUCGUGGGACCAGCUGGUAUCAUCCUGCCGACCGGUUCGCGAGAAACGCAAACCUGAAAGCCAGAUGGAGUGGGACAUGCAGAGAAUCUGGGCGCAGGUCCUGAAUCGCUCGCCUGAUAGCAUCGGGGCCGAUGACAGUUUCUACGAACUGGGCGGGGACUCGAUUACAGCCAUGCAGAUCGUCUCUCAAUCCCGAAGCGAGGGCAUUACAAUAUCGGCAGACCAGAUCGUUCGAUACAAAACACUUUCUGAGAUUGCUCUGCAUUGUCACUCGAAGGAGCAGCCGGAGGCGGGUGAGGACCGGCCUUUUCCCCUCUCCUCCAUGCAGCAGACUUUCUUCGAAACUCAGCGGGAAAAUUGGGAUCAUUACUGCCGACGGUUCUUACUCCGGCUAACUGAGCCUAUCAAGUUCACCUCGUUGCAAGGUGCCGUUAGAGCGGUAAUACGCAGGCAUCCUAUGCUUCGCGCUCGGUUUGCCCGUCAACCAAACGGGGUCUGGCAGCAGUCGAUCACCAGCGCAGUCGAAUCCUCCUUGCGAUGCGAGACGCACGAUGUGGCAACGAAGGCGUCCUUAGAAGACCUGGUGCAGCGGUGUGCUCGUCGUAUCGACAUCCAAUUCGGGCCUGUACUGUGCGCGGACCUGAUCAACGUACGGGAGGACAGUAGUCAGCAUCUGUGCUUGGCGGCGCAUCAUCUGGUUGCUGAUUCGGUGUCGUGGUGCAUCCUCCUGCAAGACAUUGAAGCGACUCUCCGGCGCGGUGGGAUACCAGGUAGCAGCAGCCACAGUCUCUCAUUCCGGGAGUGGACGCUGAGGCAGAUGCGUCGUCUGGAGGAAAAUCCUUCUCGCAGGGUCACUCUCCCGUUAGAAACGGCCGAUAGAUGCCGCCACCGUGCCACCGAGUUUUGGGGGAUCUCAGACCAACCGAAUUUGUUCAAGGAUGCAGUGUGCCAGACAUUCAAGUUGGAUCCCCACAGCACAAAAUGCCUGCUUGGACCGGCGAACAUCGCGUUUAACACUCAACCGCCCGAUCUCCUGCUUGCCACGUUGCUGUGUUGUUGGGGAUCAACCUUUCCGGAUCGCCCGCUGCCGCUGGUGUUCAAUAAAGCUGAUGGAAGGAUAUCAGCGGAUCCUCAGGUCGAUGUCUCCCGCACGGUCGGCUGCUUCUCAGCGCUUAUUCCGCUGGUACUGGGUGAGGACGAAGUGGGCGUAAAGGCGGAUGGCCUCCUGGGCAUCGUUCGUCGAGUCAAAGAUGCUCGUGCAGCGCUUAAUGCCGAUGAAUGGGCUUACUUCGCCCCUCACUCUGCUCAUCCACGAGUACACUCUCACCCCGUGGAGGUGGCCUUUCAAUACGCAGAAUCUUUCGACCAGCUUGAGCGCUCCGACGCCCUUUUUCACGCAGAUGAUCUUGAGGGCUUAGGCGCCCUCGAUGCGGGCGACAGCAUUACGCGAACGAGCCUAGUCGAUAUCGUUGCCUCAGUAGUGCGAGGUUGCCUGCACGUGCAGAUCACGUAUAAUAUGCACAUGAAGUUUCAGACAGCCAUUCAGGCCUGGAUCGGGAGGUACCAGAAAGCGCUAGCCGAGACAGGUGAGCUUCUGGUCGGCCGAGACAGGGAAUACACGCUCUCUGAUUUCCCGUUGCUCCCGUUGUCAUACAAACAAUUGGACAAUAUGCUGCACCUAUUCCUGCCCCAGCAGGGGAUCUCGGUGAAUGAUGUCGAAGAUAUCUAUCCCUGUUCACCUAGCCAGCGGGGUAUUCUGGUCGCACAAGCGAAAGGGCACAGCAGUUACGAGGUCGACGUCACCUUGCGAAUUGCAUCUCGAAAUGCUAGACCAAUAGAGCUGGAUCGCUUCAAGAGCGCGUGGCAAAAGGUUAUUGCGCGCCAUCCAAUCCUCCGGACAAUAUUUAUCCAUAGCCUGUCGGAAGAAUCAUACAUGGAUCAGCUGGUUCUCAAGAAUCCGUCGCCAGUGAUCAUCCACAGGAAGCAGGCUGGUUCGGGUCCGCUCAAAGCGUUGAUAGAAGAAGAGAAGGGAGUGGUGAGCGGAACCCCGAGAGGACUCCGCCAUAGACUAACCAUGUGGACGGGGGAGAAAGACAAUGAGAUGCUGUGUACAUUGAGGAUCGACCAUGCAAUUAUGGACGGUGUCACAAUCGGAGUGAUUCAACGAGAGCUGGUUCUCGCAUACGAUGAUCAACUACCUGCAGAACAGGCGCCGCAGUACCAGGACUACAUUGCCCACCUGCAGCAACAGAACGAGGACUCGGCCAUGAAGUACUGGGGCUCAUAUCUGGCCGACGUAGGGAUUUGCCAUUUCCCUCGGAUCAAUAGCAUGACAAGGAAAGCCAGAAAAGACGAACGAGGCUCCAGUGUUCUGGCAUUCAACCACGUUCCCGCCGUCCAGGAAUUCUGCCGAGCGCAUAAUUUGACUCUCUGGCAUGUGCUCUGCUUAGCAUGGGCCUUGGUGAUGCGAGCCUACACCAAUUCGGAUCAGGUCUGCUUCGGCUACGCCAAAUCCGCAAGAGAUCUCCCCAUCGCGGGAAUCGAAAACCUUGUAGGGCCAGUUCUUAACAUGCUUCCCUGCCUCGUCCGGUUCCAUGGCAAGCUCUCGGUUAAAGAGGCACUGCAAAGUCUACAACGAGAUUAUCUUGAGGCACUUCCCCAUCAGUGCUUUCCUUUGUCAAGUAUUCACCGUCUAGGGGAAGGAAAACACACUGCCAUGUUCAACACAUCCGUCGCCAUCAAUUCCCGGCAGUCCACUCCACCAGGCCAGGAUGGCCAAAGCUUAUCGUUUUCCAAGGCCUGGAUGCGAGGUAGCGAUGAGUAUGACGUCAAUCUAUCAUUGGAAAUAGGGUCAGACAAUACAGAGAUCUACUUGACGUAUAGGACAGCCUUGAUGGCAGAAGAUCAGGCGUUCAGUGUGGUUGGUGCAGUUGAGAAGGCAAUCUCUGGGAUCAUCUCAGACCCAGACGCCCAUGUGGGGUCGAUUAAUAUCGUGAGUGACAAUGACUGGAAGGCGCUGUGGAAGAUAAACUGCCAGAUACCCGCGGGUGUCGAGGGAUGUGUCCACGAGGUUAUCCAAGAACGAUGUCGAGAGCACCCUGACAAAGUGGCGGUUCAUGCCUGGGAUGGUCGUUUCACGUACCAACAGCUGGACAAACUUUCUUCGUCUCUGGUCCCAGCUUUGCAAAAAAGAGGGGUGCGCCCCGAGGUCAUUGUGCCGCUCUAUUUUGAACGAUCCUGUUGGACUCCUGUUGCCAUACUGGCGGUAAUGAAGGCUGGGGGCGCAUUCCUCCUUCUGGACCCAUCCCAUCCCCACCAGUAUUUGGAAAAGAUUUGUUCUGGGAUCCGCUGCCGCGUCAUCCUAUGUUCUGCCAUGUACGCGGACGCCAGUCGCCAGCUCGCUCCUAGCGUGUUUGUCCUAUCCGGCGACGCGCUCCCCCGUGAGGAUGCCAAAACGGUCAAUUUCCCCAGUCCAGUACGCCCGCACAAUGCAGUAUACGUUGUGUUCACAUCGGGAUCGACAGGCGAGCCAAAGGGGAUUGUUAUCGAGCAUCAGCAGUACGUCUCGGGUGCUAAAUACCACAUCCCCGGGUACCACAUUGAGCCCUCGACACGAAUCUUACAAUUCUCCUCUUAUGCCUUCGAUCCUAGUGUUCAGGAGAAUAUCAGUAUUCUGAUGGUCGGCGCUUGUAUCUGCAUUCCAUCAGAAACACAGCGCUUAAAUGACCUGGCUGGCGCCAUACGUGAGCUGCAGAUCAAUUAUGCCAUCAUGGUACCGUCACUCGCGCGCCGACUUUCGCGCGAGGAACUGGCAGGCCUCAAAACCCUCACCCUAGUGGGGGAGACCAUGACUCAAACUGACGUGAAGUAUUGGGCCAGAUCAGUCCGCCUGGUCAAUGGCUAUGGCCCCGCCGAAUGCUCCGUGGUAUCCGUCAUCCAGUCCGGUAUGGACGUAGACACCGACCCGCAUGAUAUCGGAGUCGCGCAGGGCUGUGUCUGCUGGGUGGUCGACCCAGGCAACCAUGAUGCGCUGCUUCCUGUGGGAGGGAUUGGGGAGUUACUCAUUGAAGGGCCGCUUGUGGGACGCGGAUACCUCAAUGACCCCCGCAAGACAGCUGAAGCAUUCAUUGCCCCUCCAAAGUGGCUCCAGCCCUGGCGUCCGCCUCAUUCCACCAGCAGGCUUUACAAGACGGGUGACCUCGUCCGGCUCAAGGGAGACGGCUCGUUCCAGUACCUUGGACGUAAGGAUAAACAGGUCAAGCUGCGGGGCCAGCGCAUCGAACUUGCCCACGUGGAGGCUCAGGUCCGCCAGUGCUUUGAAGGUGUCCUGGACGCCGUGGUCGAGCUUGCGGUCAUGGCGCGUGGUGGCUCGAGGAGAGCUCAGCUGGUGGCUUCGGUGGUGAGUUCUCGGCAGCCAGACGACAAAAAGGACGGGGCCAGCAGUCUUUUGCAGGAUCCAUCCGACGAAUUUCGCGCCCGUGCAGCAGCCGCUACGAUUGCCCUUCGACAGGCCCUUCCACCUUCCAUGGUUCCAUCCAUCAUUUUGCCUCUCAUUGAGAUCCCCCGGACGGCAUCUGGAAAGGUCGACCGCAACCGUCUCCGGGCGCGGCUGGAAGCCUUGCGAACAGACGAACUAGUGCUAUAUCAACCGUCUGCUUCCUCUUCAGCGAAUCAGGAUGACUUGGCUGAGCCCGAGAAGGUGUUGCUGCGGCUUUGCGCCCAGGUGCUUGGCCUCGAUCCAGAGGUACUGACUGUCCAUGACAAUUUCUUCCAUAGCGGCGGAGACUCCAUUGAUGCCAUGAAAUUGGCGGCGAUGAGUCGAGCGACCGGCUUUGCCGUCAGUGUCGGUGAUAUCUUCUCCCACCCAGUGCUUGCGGACCUCGCGAGCGUUGCGGCUUCAUUGUCAUCCGCAGAUGAGCAACCUUACCAACCAUUUUCUCUAUUGAGGGUCACUCCGAAUCUCGAGAAAUCGUUUAAAGAAUAUCAAGCGCGGUACCCAAGUCUGUCGGACGCAGUAUUGCUGGAUUUACUGCCAGCAACGCCGACCCAGCAGGUUUUCAUUGAUCGAAAGACAUUCCAUUCGUACCACUUUGCCCUCAAUGGCCGCAUCGACGUCGAUCGACUGCGUCGAGUAUGCGACGCGAUGAUGGCCCGAAAUAGCAUUUUGCGCACUGUGUUCUGGGAGCACGAAGGCUGCCUUAUUCAGGCGGUGCUGGGCAACGUCAAGGCCCCCUUCCGUCACCACCAGGCGAAGAGAGGCCCGAUGGCCCAAUGCCGGUCGCAAUGGGAAACCGAUAUGUCACAGUUCGACAUCAGGGAUGGGCUUGCCGUAUCGUGGACCUUGUUCUCAAACUCUCCGGUCGAUCAUGUCUUUGCCCUACAGCUAUCCCAUGCCCAGUGGGACGGGAUAUCAAUCCCAUAUCUCUUCCAGGACCUAGCGGCCGCAUAUAACAACGCCUCGUUGCCGCCAACAUCGGACUUCACUCUGUAUCUUCACCGCUGCGCAACACUGGAUAGGGCUGCUCCGUAUCGGUUUUGGAGAGAAUAUCUUUCUGGCUCUUCCCUUGUCGCGCCUUUCCCAUCCUCCCACACCCGCAGCCCCGGCCAAGCCACCACGACCGUGAUGGCAGUCACCAGUAUCCAACCGCCCGAGCUUCCCGCCGGCUUUACCAUGGCCACUCUGAUUAAGGCAGCGGCUGCUUUCUAUCUGACUCGGCUCCUUGCCAAAACGGACAUCGUGUUCGGGCAAACAGUCAACGGGCGAAACAUGGCCCUUGACAAUGUGGACGUAAUCCUAGGGCCAUGCCUCAACUUCAUUCCGAUGCGGGUAGCCCUCCAGCCGGAGUGGACCGUACAAGAUCUUCUUGCUCAUGUAUACCAACAACACAUGCGGUCCGUUCCUUAUGAUUACAUGCCGCUCCCGGAGAUCAUCCAGGAAUGUACAGAGUGGCCCGCGGGUUCCGAACUGACGUUCAUCGUCCAGCAUCAAAACAUCCGGCUCGAACAGAACUUGCCGCUGGAAGGUAUGGCGGACGUGCGGUACUCGCUCUUCGCGAACUUCGAUCCCCUCAAGGAGGUAUGGGUGUUUUCGGAGCCCCAUUCGGAUCGGCUGGAGAUCCAGAUCUGUGCCAACAGCGGCGUCUUGACGAAAACACAAUCCGCGUUCCUGUCCGCCGAGAUCGCUAAGCUUGUGGAGUUGUUUUGGCAGUCCCCUGACAUGCUGCUUGAUAGUGCUGUGGAACACAUAUGUCCCCAUAUGCUACGCCAAAACUGA